Molecule: messenger RNA, 743 nt
Organism: Malus domestica (apple)
Lineage: Eukaryota; Viridiplantae; Streptophyta; Magnoliopsida; Rosales; Rosaceae
Source: RefSeq, a predicted model, not a curated record
ACUGAGGGAGGGUGAGGGUUUUUAUUUACCAACGCAUUUGCAGAAAGCAGCCAGAGAGUGAGAGAGAGAAGGAUCGGGAAGACGAAACGAUGCCGUGCCUGAACAUUUCAGCUAACGUGAACCUGGACGGCGUGGACACCUCCGCCAUCCUCUCCGAAGCCACCUCCACCGUUGCCAAGAUCAUCGGCAAGCCCGAGGCUUAUGUGAUGAUUGUGCUGAAGGGAUCUGUACCCAUAUCUUUUGGUGGGACUGAGCAGCCAGCUGCAUACGCUGAGUUGGUCUCCAUUGGUGGCCUUAAUCCUGAUGUGAACAAGAAGCUAAGUGCUGCAAUUGCCGCAAUUCUUGAGACAAAGUUGUCUGUGCCCAAGUCACGAUUUUUUCUCAAGUUCUAUGACACCAAGGCCCAUCAGAGUCAAGAAUAUGCACAGUGUUUGCAUGCUUUACACCAGAACUAGAUCAUGGUUCCAACUUUGGAUGGAAUGGGUCUACCUUUUAGAGUACGUUUUACCAUUUGAACAAUGUCUCAAGUUCGCCAUGAACUUUCAGACAGCUUUAUAUGUAGUGGUGGUUUCGUAUUAUUAUCACAGUACUUUGAAAUCACAGACGACUUUAUUGUCAUUUUACGUAUGUAUGCUUAAGUAGAACCUAAUGGAAUGUUUGAAGGCUUGUUGUAUUCUCCGUUUGGCAUAAGUUAUUUUCAUCUGGUACUGAUCAAUGAUGUUAUGGAACCCCGUAGUUGGCAA